AAUGAACAUACGUUCGUAUACGUUGGUAUUGGACUACACGAAAACGCAGAAUUCAAUUGCGAAGAAUAGGGGAUUACAGUUUUUAGGUCUUUUUUUUAUUUUUUUUGCAUUUAAUUAAACUAUUCAAAAAUUAAAAAGCUGCUCUUUUUUUCAAUUAUAAAAAGAUUUUUUAAUAAUAGCUAUAUAGUGUUAACUUAAAAUAUACUGCUUUCGUUAUAAUGUUGCAGAAUUUUGGCAACACUAUAGCGCCGAUUAUACUCAAAAUUUGUCUUUGAACACGUUGUGCUUAUAUUGCCAAAGUUAGAGUCAUCUACAAUAUUAGAGAUUCAAGAAAGCAGUACGCGCCUCAGUCUACAUUUAUUAUAUUGGGUUGUGUAAAGGCUUUGAUAUUUAUUUGGGCGUGCACCGUUGUUGUGCCACGUGAAAUGUUGCCAUUUACACCGCAAGUUGUUAAACGUUUAUUGGCAUUGAAAAAGUGCAACGAAGACAGCGUCGAGGGCAAGUGGUCCGAAAAGGCUGUUAAAAAUCUAGUCAAGAAGAUUAAAAAAAAUUCGGCUCUUGAGGAAUUGGAGAGAGCCAUAUCUACCCAGAACUGUAAUACGCGUUGUGUUACAGUACCGCGCAAUAAGCCGACCGCCUCCGGUGAGAAUUUACGCAAAGGUUUACCGCAUGUUAUCUAUUGUCGUUUGUGGCGCUGGCCGGAUCUGCAGUCGCAAAAUGAAUUAAAGGCUUUGGAUCAUUGUGAAUAUGCUUUUCAUUUGCGCAAAGACGAAAUUUGCAUUAAUCCGUAUCACUAUAAAAAAUUGGAAUUGUCUAUUUUGGUUCCGAAAUCCUUGCCUACCCCGCCGGAUAGUAUUGUUGACUAUCCGUUAGAUAAUCAUCAGCAUCAGAUACCAAAUAAUACUGAAUACAAUGCAGCGACGUUACGUAGUGCUUCCUUAAGUCCGCCUCAAUAUAUGGAAUUAUCGACUAGCAGUCAGCAUCAAUAUAGUCAACAACAAUCAUCGCAGCAGCAACAGCAACAACAACAACAGCAGCAGCAGCAGCAGCAAACGGUCCAACAGCAACAGCAUUCUCCCGGGUUUUUCAGCGGUAACGGGAUGAGUGCUACGGCCCAGCAGCAACAAAUGACUACAAAUAAUUUACCGCCCGGAGCUUGUAACAUGGACUCGCAAUCGAGUGUGUUGAGUGUAGGCAGCAACAGUAUACCCAAUACAGGUACCCCACCGCCUGGUUAUAUGAGCGAAGACGGUGAUCCGGUAGAUCCCAACGAUAAUAUGAACAUGUCACGGCUAACGCCGCCUGCUGACGCUGCACCUGUUAUGUACCAUGAGCCAGCUUUUUGGUGCUCCAUUUCCUAUUACGAGUUAAAUAACCGUGUAGGCGAAACGUUUCACGCUUCGCAACCUUCAAUUACGGUGGAUGGCUUUACUGAUCCUUCUAAUUCGGAGCGUUUUUGCCUAGGACUGCUCUCGAAUGUUAAUCGCAACGAAGUGGUCGAACAGACACGACGUCACAUUGGCAAAGGUGUACGCUUAUAUUAUAUAGGUGGUGAAGUUUUUGCUGAAUGCCUUAGCGAUUCAUCGAUAUUUGUUCAAAGCCCAAAUUGCAAUCAACGCUAUGGCUGGCAUCCGGCUACUGUGUGUAAAAUACCGCCCGGUUGCAAUUUAAAAAUCUUCAACAAUCAAGAAUUCGCUGCUCUGCUCUCACAAUCGGUAUCGCAAGGUUUUGAAGCUGUCUAUCAGCUAACGCGGAUGUGUACCAUACGCAUGUCAUUUGUGAAGGGAUGGGGAGCUGAAUAUCGCCGUCAAACGGUCACCUCGACUCCAUGUUGGAUUGAAUUGCAUUUGAAUGGACCGUUGCAAUGGUUGGAUCGAGUACUCACUCAAAUGGGUUCACCCCGUCUGCCUUGCAGUUCGAUGUCUUAAA
This is a messenger RNA of Glossina fuscipes, 1929 nucleotides long. RefSeq names its product mothers against decapentaplegic homolog 3 (gene Smox). Lineage: Eukaryota; Metazoa; Arthropoda; Insecta; Diptera; Glossinidae. The coding region runs from base 426 to 1928 and encodes 500 amino acids. Gene Ontology annotation, cellular component: heteromeric SMAD protein complex. The record is from RefSeq and is a predicted model, not a curated record. The transcript has 2 exons. Gene Ontology annotation, molecular function: I-SMAD binding; DNA-binding transcription factor activity, RNA polymerase II-specific; RNA polymerase II cis-regulatory region sequence-specific DNA binding. Gene Ontology annotation, biological process: cell differentiation; SMAD protein signal transduction; BMP signaling pathway.